This is a messenger RNA of Alternaria conjuncta, 3804 nucleotides long. RefSeq lists its product as uncharacterized. Bases 1 to 3804 code for a protein of 1267 amino acids. Gene Ontology annotation, molecular function: ATP-dependent chromatin remodeler activity; ATP binding. NCBI's taxonomy places the organism in Eukaryota, Fungi, Ascomycota, Dothideomycetes, Pleosporales, Pleosporaceae. The transcript has 2 exons. The record is from RefSeq and is a predicted model, not a curated record.
AUGGACAAUUCAGCUGAUCAGCAAAUGAACGACCGUGACGAUGCUACAUCCAUAUCUUCAUCUUCAGCGCGAGCCUCUGCUGCUACCGGAUCAUCUACGCCCGCCACCCCAGGAUUCUUAUCAGCCUCCGAAAACGUGGAGUGUCUUGAGACUCGUGCACGGAACAUGGAUCGAUACAUCGCACUUGGCUGCCUUCACUCCAAGCACACAUUCGAUUUUAGUUCAAUCUCACCAUCGAGUGGUGAUUGGGUCGAGUUACUGCACCAAGAGCUUCCCGACGAGAUCAAGGCCAACGUCGGCAUUGAAGCAUCACGGCUGCUUGAAGCGCACUGGAUUCGGAUAUUUGCGCGUAAAGGAACGCCUGGUAAUGCGUCUGAUCACGACCUUCUUCGCAUCUAUCUUUUGCCAGAAGACUGGGGUCGUCGUACGAUUGACCGUAACAGCAAGAGCCUGAAGAACGCUCUGCGGACACUGCUCCAACAAAUUGAUAUCUCACCGAGUGCUUGGAAUGGAGACUCAAAUCCUGAUGAGACGCGUCACUUUGAUCCCUGGGCUGAUGUAGAACCUUUCUCGCUAUACUACCUUUUCAACAAGCUGCCAUCACCUGCGCCAGACGUGGGAAAGAUCAAGUGUCGCUAUACACGUGCCGCCGUACAAGAUGUACUAGAGUCUGCGGCAGUUUCCGAGUGGUCGGAGCAUGGUGAACAGGCUCUACCGGGGCUCAAGACCAGAUUAUACGCGUAUCAGACACGGUCGGCGAGCUUGAUGCUGCAACGGGAAGCUUCGCCGCAGCUGCAGCUUGAUCCAAGAUUAGAGGUUCGUACUUCGCCUAAUGGUAACAAGUUCUACUUCGGGCCUCGAGAUGGAUCGUUUCUACAAGAGCCGCGCUACUACGAAAUGAACCGGGGUGGUAUUCUGGCAGAGACCAUGGGCCUGGGGAAAACGGUGAUCUGCUUGGCCGUUAUCUUGGCAAGUAAGGGCCAUCUUCCCAAGAUUCCAGCCGCAUACCGACCAUUACCUCCUCGUCGCAAGCGACCUGGAUCGUUGGCAGACAUGGCGAUGUCUUCCGCUGGCCAACAUUCAGUUCCAAUGGCAUCCUUCCUCGAGCAGUCUGAGGCGAAUGGGGCUGGAGAUAUGACAAGCAUCAAAGAUGCGCUGGAUCGAAAUGUUCCAUUCUACGAGAUACCACCAGACAUCCCACGCAUGAAUAGGAAUACCCGAAUACCGCCAACACGUCAAUUAGUGCUCUCUUCCGCUACUAUCAUUGUCGUACCGCGGAAUUUACUCCACCAAUGGCAGUCCGAAAUACAAAAGCACGUCCUUCCGGGUGGCCUCAAGAUUCUCGUCGUUGACUCUGUGCCCAAGCGCGCCAAGAUUACCCAUCCCACCGACGAGACCAUGGACUUCCGAAGCGAACUUCCAGCUCCCACUGAACUCAUGAAGUUUGACGUGGUUCUAUUCACCCGCAACCGCUUCGAACAAGAGAUUCAAGACGGUCAAGAUGAACAAGGACGACGCAUGGGCUCUGGAGCCUCUCGCGUUUGUAACUGCCCUUACAUCGGAGCAACUCGGAUUCCAGAUUGCAGUUGCGUCGACACCGAUAGAGUGUACGAAUCGCCACUGAAGAAGAUACACUGGCUACGGAUCGUUAUCGAUGAAGGACACUCUUUCUCGAGCUCUGUCUCGAAUGCUGUACUUGUCGCUAAGCAGAUACAAGCGGAGAGACGCUGGGUGGUAUCAGGAACACCUGCGAAAAGUUUGGUCGGUGUGGAGGUAGACAUGUCCACCGUCGAUCCGGAGACCGACGCGGUACUACAGCGCGAACUUGCCAUUGAAAAGAGAAAGACGUUCAAUCAUGACGCAGAGAAUUCCAAAGCUGCUAAAGCUUUGGGUACGCUUGCUUCACAUUUCCUCAUGGUUCGACCGUGGUGCGAGAACUCCGAAGGUAAGCUCGAUUGGGAUGAAUACGUUUAUCGCCACGAGCACCAGUACAGAAAGACUUAUUCCGGGUUUUCUUCAUGCUUCGUCCGAGCAUUGGAAGGACUAGUUGUGAAGACGCGCCCAGAGGAUGUUGAGAAGGACAUUGUCCUACCCCCGAUGCGACACAGAACCGUAUACCUCAAGCCAUGUUGGUUUGAUAAGAUGACGGCCAAUCUAUUCAUCCAAGUUCUGCGAGCAAACGCUAUCACGAGCGAGCGGACCGAUGUCGACUAUCUAUUCCACAAGAACAGCGUGAAAGCUCGUCACAGUCUCAUCAGAAAUUUACGGCAGUCCAACUUUACCUGGACAGGUUUCAGCCUCUCAGAUGUAGUCGCCACGCUUGAAACUAGCAAUAAGUACCUUUCCAAAGAGGACAAGAACUGCUCGCUCGAGGACGCGCAAUCCCUCCUGGAGAGCAGCCAAAUCGUGUCAAAGCUUACGGCUUCCGCUGAAUGGAUUGCAUUGAGUACAUCUCAUGAAGUGGGUAUGGCUGUCAACCGUUGGCCAGAAGCGGCGCGAGAGGCAUUCGCACUUGUUUACCCGGCGGAGCCCAUCGUGGUUGGUGUCACGCAGCUCAUCGAGGGCCAACUCCACGUUGAUAGCAGCAUCCGGUCUUCAGAUCCAACGGUCGGGCUGGAUGCUGUUGGAUAUGCAGCAAAAGCAAAGGCCAUUGCGAUGGCAGAGGAAGAGGGUAAGCUCAAAGCGUCAAGCGAAGGCACAGUCAAUGGCUUGCCGCUGCAGAGGACAGGAGUGCCUACUUCGCUGGUGAAGGGUCAACAGCCACCGACUAGUCGUCGGACAUCAGCCAUCGCGAGCAAAUCUCCUCCUAAGAAGUCAACGGGAUCUAGCGAUGUGAAUGGCGUUGAAGACACCCCGGACAUCGCAUCACCCGUUCGCACGAAGAAGCGAAAGCUUACCUUCGCAGACGAGACAGCGGAUCUUCCUGCAGACUCCGAUCUCCGAAAUACACGCUGCAUUGGCACAACAUCGGCCAAACUUACAUAUCUGUUGGACAAGGUGAUGCAGCACCAGGAGAAAGAGAAGAUCAUCAUCUUCUACGAUGGUGACAACGCGGCGUUCUACAUCGCCCAAUGUCUUGAGUUGAUGUAUGUCAACCACAGGAUCUACGCGAGAACUCUAAACAACUCACUGCGAUCCGAGUACGUACGACUGUUCAACGAAGACCCAGAUGUGCGAGUCUUGCUCAUCGACGUCGCAUGUGGUGCCCUCGGGCUGAACCUUAACGCGGCGAGCAUCGUACUCAUUGUAAACCCGAUCAACAGGCCAAACAUCGAAGCGCAAGCCAUCAAACGAGCCCAUCGCAUUGGACAAACAAAAGACGUACUUGUCGAGACCCUAGUUCUCGAGAACACAAUCGAGCAUGCGAUCUUCAAUCGCGCGAAGAAAAUGUCUCGUGCUGACCACCAAGAAGCGAAGGAGCUUGAAGACGACGCCGGCAUCAUCGAGAUCAUCCAAAAUGCUCACAUCCUGCCUGUGGGUGAUGACGAGGGCGAGGGGUUGUCUAGCUUUGCGCUAUUGCAGACACCGCAGCAGGUCUUUGGGCGGCCGAAUCGGCACAAGUACCAUCGGUAUGGAGGCGCAGAUAAGAAGACUAAGGAUGGACCGCAGAAAAAGGCGAAGACGACAAAGGGCGUAAAGAAAGAACAUAAUGGCAGUACGAGCGACGCCAACAGCGUGAAUGCACCUGCUGGAUCAAGUGCUGGCACUGGUCUGCCGGUGCGAGGAUUUGCUCAAAAUGGUGGCUUACAAGCUGCUGGCCCGGUAUCGUCCCAACCAGUCGCUAGCAUUUUCGGCAAUGGUUGA